AUGAACCCAGGUAUGCACUUUGAUGAUGUGGCCUGGGAAAAAAACACGGAUAUCUAUGAUGACUGGCCAUGCAAUCUCUAUGCUCAGGACGCCUGCAAUGAGAUUCGAAUCUUUCUUUCCGAGCACUAUCGGCCUCGUAAGCAUCAAGAGUUCCGCCCCUUCAAGACAGGCUGUUUCAAUCCGAGCCCCCUGAAGACAUUCACCAAUAAUGGCGGUGCCAUUAUCCGGUUCCCCUUGCCUGAAAAGGUCCGUAACGAGGUCUCCGCCAUGCGAUUUAUUUUGGACAAAACCAAAACUUCAGAUAAAUUCCCAAUCCCAGUGCCUUUCCUCUCUCCCUGGGGACGGAGAAAAGAGAGUCCCUCAAAGUCGGCUCCUUUCAUCAUUAUAGACUAUAUCGAUCACAUGGGAAAUAUGAGAGACCUCCUUGAGAUCCCAAUAAGCCGCCAAAAAGGCGAGCACCUAAUACUCGAUCCCGAUAUCAGCAUUAUCAGGCUGGAAUCUCUCCAUGGAAAACUAGCCAACAUCGUCCUUUCCUUGUCCACACUUGUUUUGAGCCGGAGGAAUGAUGACUCUACGUGGAAAGUGUUACAUCGGCCGUUGUCCUAUUCGAUGAACGAAAUUGUUCAACUCGGGACGUUACCACGGUCGAAACUACCGACCACCACGUAUAAUAAAGCGUCGUCAUACUUUGAAACCCUAGCGGAGCUACAUAUCUCACAUCUUAUAAGUCAAAGGAAUGAUUCUGUUAAAUCGGAGGAUGACUGCCGACGCAAAUUUAUGCGGAGGUUUCUCUUCCGAAAACUUGUCCGAGACAAGAAACCGGCCCUUUCCCACUUUGGUGUGACGACUUUCGACCACAGAACUUCUUGGUUAAUAAAGCUGAAAGUAUCACCGGGGCUGUGGAUUGGGAGUUCACAUAUACCGCCCCCGUCGAAUUUACUCAUUCGUUGCCUUAGUGGCUUCUUCUCGAAAAGCCGGAGUAUUAGCCUAAAGGCCUUGAUGACUGGUGUACGGAGUAUGGGAAAUGACUACAGACCUUUCUUCAGGCGAUGA
Messenger RNA from Penicillium concentricum, 1053 nucleotides. RefSeq lists its product as uncharacterized. Bases 1 to 1053 code for a protein of 350 amino acids. The record is from RefSeq and is a predicted model, not a curated record. NCBI's taxonomy places the organism in Eukaryota, Fungi, Ascomycota, Eurotiomycetes, Eurotiales, Aspergillaceae. The transcript has 4 exons.